Messenger RNA from Mytilinidion resinicola, 528 nucleotides. RefSeq lists its product as uncharacterized. Bases 1 to 528 code for a protein of 175 amino acids. The record is from RefSeq and is a predicted model, not a curated record. The transcript is spliced from 2 exons. NCBI's taxonomy places the organism in Eukaryota, Fungi, Ascomycota, Dothideomycetes, Mytilinidiales, Mytilinidiaceae.
AUGGCACAAGAAGCACCCACGGCUCCAUGGCACGCUUCAUUCCCUGCACCACAGCACACUGCGCCCCUCCUCACGCGCGACGCCGCUCUUCCAGCUCUUGGAUCGGGACAGCUGCUCCUCGUUGACGUGCGCCGGACCGACUACGAGGGUGGGACCAUUAAAGGGAGUCUCAAUCUGCCGGCUCACAGCUUCUACCUGAACCGGGCCGCGCUCUACGACCUCUGUACGCGAGCCGGUAUUAAGGACGUGGCGUUCUAUUGCGACGUUGUCACGGAUCCCAUUCCUGAUAUCUGUAGUCCGCACGCUAAAGCUUCGCCCUUAGGUUCGUCCAACGGUCGGGGCCCCCGGUGUUCGGGCUGGUUCGCCGACUUCAUUUCCGAAAAGGGCGGCGAAUCGUCUAUACGGGCUUUGACUCUGGAUGGCGGGAUCAAGGGCUGGGUCAAUGCAGGUGGAAAGUUCGUCGAGAGCAUGGAGGGAUUUGAGCCGGAAUAUUGGAAGCAGUUUGCACAAGAUGGAGCAACUUGUUAG